Messenger RNA from Papaver somniferum (opium poppy), 921 nucleotides. RefSeq lists its product as uncharacterized. The coding region runs from base 1 to 921 and encodes 306 amino acids. The record is from RefSeq and is a predicted model, not a curated record. The transcript has a single exon. Lineage: Eukaryota; Viridiplantae; Streptophyta; Magnoliopsida; Ranunculales; Papaveraceae.
AUGACAAGAAAUAAAAAUAAAGCAAAGGAUCUUGUUCAAGCAGCAAUCGAGGAGGAGAGUCCUAUUCCUGUUGUUGAUAUCAAUAUCAUUACCAACAAACUUACUGCUACACUUCCAGCAAAGGAUUGUUGUGCACCUCCUCCUUCAAAAGUCUAUGAAUGUGUUCCAGUAAUUGAGAAGGCUCGUCCUCUCCCUGAUCUCCCUCUAGAUAUCAUCGUCACAGACAUAUUUACUAGACUACCAGCAGAGUGCAUCUUCCAGCUUUGGCAGCAAACUAAUUCAAGUGAUGUAUUAUAUGACUACUUCACCAUAAACGCCAAUUUUAUCCGGGCGCACUUAGACCGAGGCUUCCGAGCUAUUACUCCCACCAUUGUGAUCCAAUCUCUUACGCAAUACGUGGGCAAUGUCGUCAAACUUUUUAUUUCUGAAGAUGGUACAGCUGAGAACUUUAAGGCUGCAACAAGCUUGGAUCUACUUGGUUCAUGUAAUAAUCCGUAUAAUUGCAAGGCGCCGUUUUCAGAAGAACAAGCAACUCAUCUCGGUUCAUGUCAUGGGUUUCUUAUAUUCGAAUGCUUGCUGAUUCACUUUUCAGCGGUUUUCCGUAUUUGGAAUCCGAUUACAAAAGAGCAAGUAAUUCUUGCUCCUAGAAGAUAUACUCCUGUCCGUGUCUGUGGAUUUUACUUCCAUCCGCUUAAGAAGGAAUACGAAGUGGUUUGUGUACGUACGUCGCGUACUAAACCAAGAUGGGAUUUUCAGAUUCUUAGUUUGAGAACCAAGAGUAAAAGAGGUGUUGGUACCUGCUAUUAUGGUCCAAGUAUCAAAAAACCGGCCUCUGUAUUUGUUAAUGGGACACUUUACUGGAUGGUUUAUAUGUUUAUGCCCCAAGCCUAUCUGACUCAACAUAUACACCGAGGAAAUUAG